AUGCCGCUACUGCCGGAUCACAACUACGACGUGAAAAAAAAAAGCUACGAUGCUUUGAUCAUUUCUGACAACGUUGUAAUUUGCACGGACAAAAUGGAAAGCCACUCCUUCUUUAGUGCUCAGUUCGUGGAUAUCUAUGCAGCUGGUAGCGGUGGCUUAAAGUUGUUCGGUUGCACCUGUGCCCAUCCUUAUAAUGUGCUGGAUGUUGAUUGGUGUGCAUAUGAGCGCAAUGCUCUGCUUUCUUGCUCAAUGGGUGACCCUGUGAAAUGCUGGGAUUUACGCGAUCUGCGUCGGCCUAGCCUGCAGCUGCAAGUGGUUGGUGGUGCCGAACAGGCGAAAUGGGCUCCCUUAACGUGUAAUUUGCUUUCCACCACACAUGGAACCGACUUGCGGCUCUGGGACAAUCGGGUAAGUCAGUUUUUCCGGAUGAAUGCCAAGAUACCAGUACGAACUCUCUCAGCACAUGUCCAAAAAGUGUCCUGUCUUGCUUGGCACCCAACAGAUGCCACAUGUUUUGUUACUUCUGGCUUGGAUGGCUAUAUAAAAGUAAUGACUUUUCAUUUUUUACGCGUUUUUAUGUUGCUAGAAUUGCUUGAAGUAAAUAUCCUCUUUGUAUAUUUGUCGACGAAUAUUUUAUACAGCCAUAACUGCUUUAAUGGCGAUAAGCGAUGCCAGUAUGGCUCAUUUCUUUGUUUCAACGACUCCCUGGUACUGUUACAUGGCCGGAAAUAA
Messenger RNA from Gongylonema pulchrum, 732 nucleotides. Lineage: Eukaryota; Metazoa; Nematoda; Chromadorea; Rhabditida; Gongylonematidae. The record is from the annotation of a GenBank genome assembly.